AUGGAGAAGGAAGACUCGAGAGCGUCGGAAGAGUCAAAAUUGGGAUACCAGAGCUCGAAAGUUUCGGCUUUCAGCAUCGAAAGACUCCUCGCUCCAAAUUCGAGAUCGACAGAAGAGGAAGGGAAAUCCUGUCGACAGACCAUUGUUCCCUUAUCGGAUACUUACUCCGGGCACGAGGAAGGAGAGUCGCGCCUCUCGGUCGUUCCUGACUCCUCCAUGGCGGAAGAAACCGAAGAUUCCGACUUUGUUUGCUCCACGUCCCCGGAACCGGAAAUCAGUUACGAGGCCUGCACUAGCAGCAGCGGUACCAACUCUUCCUCUAGCCUGGACUCCAGGGAAAAGGACAUUCCAGGACGAAGCGACCUCGGAAGUGACGACGACCGGAAGAAGCGUCCAAGAACGGCGUUCACGGCGUCGCAGAUAAAAUCCUUGGAAGCCGAAUUCGAGAGGAACAAGUACCUCAGCGUGGCCAAAAGGUUGCAGCUGAGCAAGACCCUGAAGUUAACGGAAACGCAGAUCAAGAUCUGGUUUCAAAAUCGGCGGACCAAGUGGAAGCGAAAGUACACCAACGAUGUGGAAUUGCUGGCCCAGCAGUAUUACUCCAGUUUGGGCAUUCCAGCACCUCGGCCCAUUUUCGUUGGUGAUCGACUAUGGUUUUUCAACUAUCCCGGCCAACUGCAGCCGGGGUCGCCGUUGCUUCCGGCACAUUUAACGCCGCUUCCUUUGCCGCCUUCUCUGCCGAUCGUCCAACCCUUGCCGAGCAAUUUGGGAGUCGUCCAACAGGGCUCGAUUUUUCAAAACACCCCCGCCAGUCAUCCUCCGAGGCAUCUAACCCAAAGACUGGAUUUCAGGCACCACCAGGAAGCGCCGUGAAUUUUUCUCCGCUCUUCGACCACGAGUGCUCUAAAAAAUCUCCUGCUUGCCGACGAAAGUCACGAGGGGAGGAAUUUCUAGUCCGAAAGUAUAUCUAAGGUUCAUUAAGGAAU
Molecule: messenger RNA, 986 nt
Organism: Orussus abietinus
Lineage: Eukaryota; Metazoa; Arthropoda; Insecta; Hymenoptera; Orussidae
Product: homeobox protein MSH-D
Exons: 5
Coding region: 1-873 (290 amino acids)
Biological process (GO): central nervous system development; regulation of DNA-templated transcription; neuron differentiation
Molecular function (GO): DNA-binding transcription factor activity, RNA polymerase II-specific; DNA binding
Source: RefSeq, a predicted model, not a curated record